CGCUCUCCUACAGUUAGGACUUUGCUCAUAUGGGUGCAGUUGCCAAGUUGCUGUAACUUUCUCUGUUUCUUGAACGCAGUCAUGUCGAACAACAGCGCGGCCAACAGCAGUUUAGUCAUCGCCCAGAAGGCAGUGAAGCAGCUGCGGCUGGAAGCUAGCGUCCGGCGGAUAAAGGUUUCUCAGGCAGCUACAGAACUGAAGACCUUCUGUUUGCAAAACGCUCACAAAGACCCGCUGCUGACCGGCGUCCCCUCCAGUGAUAACCCAUUCAGGCCUCCCAAGUCAUGUGUUCUGCUUUGAGGGCUGCGAAGGAGAGAGGAACACAUAAACAGUUUCCUGUGGAUUUUCACAAAGUGUCACUGCCGUUGAAGAUAAAGAAGACGACUCCACUGCUUGCAGCUAGUUCUCAGAAGGACUUUUUGACCACAAAAAAAUGUUGCAGUGAAGCAUAAUCCCCCAAAAUUCUUUGUAUUUCCAAAGCUUUUCCAGAAUGAAUCUAAAGUUAAAUAUUGAAUGAGUAGGCUCUACUGCUACGAGAUUCCGAGACAUAAAAUGCAAUAUUUCAACAUGCUAGAUUUUUUUUGUUCAGUUUUGUGAGUUUAUUAUUCAGCAAUAGUUACUUUAGUAGCAUUUAAAGUACAGCAACAAAUGUUUCUUUUCCUAUUCAAAAGUUCUCAGUAAUUUAAUUCCACCUGUUAAUAAUAGAGUUUGACAUGCAUUUAGCUAAACAAAUGUUUUCUGAUCUAUUGUAAGCUUUACAGAUUUGUCUCUUCAUGGAAAGAGAUAUUUUGUUCACUAGUUUUCUGUUGUAUUUCAACUGCUUUUUAAAUAGUUCUCUGCAAUUGUAACAUAUUCAUUCACUGACUUAUAAAGUGCUUUGAAACAUCCAAAAAAAGAGACCAAAACGCAUAACAAUAAAAUUGUUACAUCGUCACAAGAUCACACAGAACAAAAUGUUAAUAAUGUUUCUACUGUCAACUAAGUAACAGCAUUUGUUAAUCAUAACAAAAUGUCAGAUUUGAGUUGUAAAUAUGACAUUGUCAUGUUUUCAGGUGCAAUGCCACCUGAUAACUUUGUACUUGAACAGCAGCUUCGCAAUGAAACAGUCUGCUGGGCAAUCAUUUUAUACACAGUUUUUCAGCAGGAAAAUGGAAACUGGUCAGAGUUGGUGGGUGAUUGAUGAAGCUAAACACAGACACUGCAGCUGACACUGCAAGCUGCUUAACACGGGGCCAGAGAUUCAUCUUCCAGCAGAAAAACAACCCUAAAUAUACAACCAUAGUUACAAUAAAACGGUUUAAAUCAAAGCAUAUUCAUGUGUUAGAAUUGCACAAAGACUAGACCUAAAUGCUAUUGUGAUUGUACCAAGGCCUGAAUAUUGGUUUGCAGUCAUUCCACCUAACAUUACUGAGCUUGAAACAUUUUGCAUACAAUUAUCAAUUUCUGCCCCAGAUGUAUGACGCUCAAUUCAAUAAAAGACUAUUUGCAGAAAAAUGCUGUUGUACAAAGUAUUGAGUUACAAAUAAAAAUGCUCAUCAUGUUUUUCAGA
This is a messenger RNA of Poecilia reticulata (guppy), 1549 nucleotides long. Its product is annotated as guanine nucleotide-binding protein G(I)/G(S)/G(O) subunit gamma-5. Gene Ontology annotation, biological process: G protein-coupled receptor signaling pathway. The record is from RefSeq and is a predicted model, not a curated record. NCBI's taxonomy places the organism in Eukaryota, Metazoa, Chordata, Actinopteri, Cyprinodontiformes, Poeciliidae. Gene Ontology annotation, molecular function: G-protein beta-subunit binding. Gene Ontology annotation, cellular component: heterotrimeric G-protein complex.